AUGCACUUGUACUUCACCGUGCUCGUGGCUAGUGUCACAACUUUGACAAGCACCGAAUGUCGUGUGGUGGCGUCUGGUCUUCGUGCCACGAACACUACGCACCUAGCUUUGGUUUCGGCUACCGAUAAGCACGACACCGUUCUCACCGAAACAAGUCCUCGAGCACCGGACACAAUGGACGGUGAAGAAAGGGUGAUUAUUACGGAGAUCGAGAGCGAGCUUCCUGCGGAGGUCGAGAGCGUGCUUCCUGCGGAGAUCGAGAGCGUGGUUGAAUACGGCGAAGAUUUCUUCGGCAUCGCCCAUCCGACGCAGUCUGUGACGCCGCUUUCCACAGUUCUCAGCAGUGAAAGAGUCGUGUGGCUUGAGCAAAGCCGAGUGGGCAAGAUAUAUCCGGGGCGCGGAGAGAAGAGAAUUCUUACGGUAGACGAUUUGUCAGAUUUUUUUGAACGGUUUCACUCGUUCGAAGCAGAUGUAGAAAGCAGGAAACUUUCUGUUUCCGAAGGCAUUAAUAAGUACGGAGAAGACGUUGCGGCAAGUUACAUAGGGGGACGUGCACUAGUCGAUGACAAGAGAGAGAAACAUGACAGCUUUAUACAGCAUAUGGUCGAACAAUUACUUCAGCACUGGCGGAAGCAGAGAAAACUUCCCGACGAUGUCCUCAGGUCGCUAAAGGUUCCUACCGACUCUUUCGAAGCCAAUAUUUCCUACAUGCUAAAGGCGCUGGAGCGCUAUAUCGAGUUAGCCAACAAUUUUUUUGCGUCACAUAGACCCGUUGACAGCGCGAUACGGACGUAUUGGACCCUAUUUCAGGUGCUCUUGGAGGACAUGGGCGACGCAGUUCUAUCCAGGGUGUUGUAUCGUACGAACAGAGACCGUCGUUCGGACCGAGACGAGGCGUUGUGGGCAGAGAUGAUGGAUGAUUGGAGGAGAAGGAAUUUGAAGGCCGACGACUUGGUCACAAUGCUGGAACUCGACAACACAGCGAGUCAGUCUUAUGACGUCGACGUGGCGAUAUACGAGAUAUACACAGGGACAAAGUUUGUAGAUCGCCCGAAGCGAUUGGAGAAGCCGAUAGACAAGAAAAAGACACUCGUAUAG
Molecule: messenger RNA, 1098 nt
Organism: Hyaloperonospora brassicae
Lineage: Eukaryota; Oomycota; Peronosporomycetes; Peronosporales; Peronosporaceae
Source: the annotation of a GenBank genome assembly